Moneuplotes crassus is the source of this 1836-nucleotide messenger RNA. The record is from the annotation of a GenBank genome assembly. Lineage: Eukaryota; Ciliophora; Spirotrichea; Euplotida; Euplotidae.
UAAAAAUAUUAUCCUAUGGAGACAACUAAAUCAAAGGUAGAUUCCCUUCAGCUCCUUGAAACUAUACAAACUCCGAAUAACAACAAGAGCCCGAAGAUGCGUCUUCCUCGAAUGUAUCAGUCUAGAGGAAGAGCAUCUAGACAAUCUUCUCAUCCAGGCCAAGCCGCUCAAGACUCUGACUUUACCAGCAAAACAUUCAGCUCUCAAACCAGCUUCUACAACAAAGCCAGUCAUUCUCCCAACGGAGGUGCAACUCCGGUGACACCCAAAGCGCCCCACUCGAACACAAACAUCUUAAAGUAAGCAGGCUCAGCAGCUGCUUCAGGACUUGGCUGAAGACAUUGAUGCAUUCCACUGCGUUGACUGACUCCACAAGUUCGCCCGUGCCUGAAUGCACAAGAUCAAGCAGAUCGGCGGGCUCAGCCUUGAACAACUCAAUAUCAAAGAAAUCGGAAGCAGGCUCAGCAAACACAAGUCGAAAGCUAGUUCCCCAAAAGUAAAGUUCUUGAAACAAUUUUUGUGAAACCCGAAAGCAAGAGAAGAGUUCUACAACACUAAAUCUAAGAACUUCGCAGUGAUUGCUCCUUUGUUGUAUAAAGAAAUGGUUGAACAAUAUUACAAUUCACAGACUUCUGUGGGUGGAAUGAAAUUUGUAAAAAGAAACUUAGACCCUCAAAAGCCUUUUGUGCCAAUAAAGAAACUUGAAAAAGACCAAAAAAGAGGAAAAAGUUCUAAACUAGCCCCUAAAAUCCGUGAGCAGCAGGGUCAAAACAAGUCAGUUUCCUUAACCACACGCGUGCCUACAAACCACACCAAUUUUCAGCCCCAAAAACUCAUAUCUAAGAGAGACCUCCAGUACUAUAAGCUUACAGGGACAACUGACUUAGAAGUAGUUGAAUACGGAAAUAACUCUAUUCGGAGAAGGAAAUAUAACCUUAAUGAUAGAUCAAGAGGGGAUUCGGAAGAAACUCCUAAAAAGAAGACCUCAAAACGGAAGCUGAGAGCCUCAAGUAAUAACGAUAAGGCUCCUAAGAGAUCUGAGACUUCAAAGAGCCGUUUGCCUAGUAUCAAGCAAGAAAAGAAGAAAAAAUCAGCUGACCCUCGAACCCUCCAUACCUCAAAUACUAAGAAAGUUAUGAAAGAGAUUCAGAAACCUGUGGUGCAAAAAGUAGAUGAAGAGGGCCAUGUGAUUCGGGAGCCUAAAUAGAUGUAUUAUCCUCACCAAUCGAAAAGUAUCCAAGUUAAAAUAGAAGGACUAAAAGGCACCUGAACAAAGACCUUUCAAUAAGCGAGGAGGAAAAAUCUGAGAAAAAUAAAAAACAUUUUAUGAAGAAUAUAAACCAAAUCUCAAGUAAUAAAUCCCGGUCUAUUGUUACAGCCAAGGUUUAUCCUCAAAGGAGGAGAGGGCACGAGAUUGAAAAAUCCAAGAGCAUCCAGAUGCAGAAUAUAGAAAAGAAUCUCCACUCCAAGAAGAACAAGAUUGAUCAGGAAUAUGAUAAAAUCAAGAAAUAUGCCAAAUCUCCAAAGCCUAAGAAGGAAAAAUCCAAGAAAUGGAUGUUUAAGACUGAGAAAAAGCUGAGUCCUCCCCUGCAAGCACCGGAUGGAUCGCUAGAUAGCUUAACUAAGAAGAUGGAAAGACUCCUUGCCCAAGUCCCUCUGGACAAAAGAGAGCAGUUUCUUGCAAAUUUUGUACCAAAUACUAAAAAUAGCACUGAGAGUUCGAAAUUUUCAACAACGAAGGAUGACAGAAGAAGUUCGGAAUAUACCCUUUUUGUUAACUCGUCAAAUGAGCAGAGCGGGAAUUAGAGAUAUCUUGUUUAACAAAUUCAAUUUGCU